UAAUCAAAAAACAAUCCGUCUUUGGUGCUACAUUAAUUUAAAGAUGUAUUCUUAAAAGAUCGGUCCUUAAACAUUAAUGAAGGGAGCACCCAGAGGGUUAAACGCAUACAGGAAGUUUAUCCCGGACUUGUAUAAAGACGCUUCCGGUGCUCCUCUAAGAAGAAACAUAUUUUCAAACAUUCAUGGCUUGACGUUACAUAAAGAUACACGAAGCGACAAAACAGCGGCACAAGAUGAACUAUGUACCGGGGACGGCGAGCCUCAUUGACGACAUCGACAAGAAGCACCUGGUGCUGCUCCGAGAUGGCAGAACUCUGAUCGGUUACCUCAGAAGCAUUGAUCAGUUCGCCAAUUUAGUUUUUCAUCAGACGGUCGAGCGCAUCCACGUGGGGAAAAAAUUUGGUGACAUCCCCCGAGGAAUAUUCAUUGUGAGAGGAGAGAAUGUGGUGCUGCUGGGAGAGAUAGAUGUGGACAAGCCCUGCGACACACUCCUCCAGCAGGUCUCCAUCGAAGAGAUCCUGGAGGAACAGCGGCUGCAGCAGCAGGCCAAACAGGAGACGGAGAAAGUCAAAAUGCAGGUCCUGAAGGACCGAGGCCUUUCCAUCCCCAAAGCUGACAACUUAGACGAAUACUGACGAGUGGCGUCUCGACUCCAUGAGCUUCUGCCUCAGUGUGUGUCGGACUGAGAAGCUUGUACGUGGGAUUUGAGUUGGAGGGCGAUUGCCAGUGUGUUUUCGUGUCAUGGGCACAAGGCUGCGUCAUGUUGGGCCUGUAUACUGUAGUGUACUGUGUGAGUUUAAUUUGAAUCAUGUGGAGGGAAAAAAGUUCAUGUUUUGUUUUGGUUUUUGGUGAUUUAGCGAUCAUUUGACAGCAGCACUUUCUAUUUUGUCACUGUGUCUUUUUGUCUGGACAUCAGUGGGCCUGCUAUUGACGACAACUACUUGCUAUGCUCCAUUAAAGAGUUUAGUUUUUCAUUA
Scatophagus argus is the source of this 977-nucleotide messenger RNA. It is a transcript of the gene lsm1, whose product is annotated as LSM1, U6 small nuclear RNA associated. Gene Ontology annotation, molecular function: RNA cap binding. Gene Ontology annotation, cellular component: P-body; Lsm1-7-Pat1 complex. The record is from RefSeq and is a predicted model, not a curated record. Gene Ontology annotation, biological process: deadenylation-dependent decapping of nuclear-transcribed mRNA. NCBI's taxonomy places the organism in Eukaryota, Metazoa, Chordata, Actinopteri, Scatophagidae. The transcript has 4 exons. Bases 234 to 635 code for a protein of 133 amino acids.